Neurospora hispaniola is the source of this 1024-nucleotide messenger RNA. RefSeq lists its product as uncharacterized. The record is from RefSeq and is a predicted model, not a curated record. The transcript is spliced from 2 exons. The coding region runs from base 114 to 782 and encodes 222 amino acids. NCBI's taxonomy places the organism in Eukaryota, Fungi, Ascomycota, Sordariomycetes, Sordariales, Sordariaceae.
UAUAGCAGCUAUUUCCUGCCUUUGUCAUGUCGACGCCAUCAGCAUCACCAAUUCAUUUCAUCUUCGACAAGUCAUACACAAAGUAAACUCAAUAUCAAACUUCAUACCUAAAGAUGGUUGAGAAACAAUCACCGGAAUCUGCUUGGUCGUUUUCUCUGGGAUCCACUCCGAGUGAUGCAGGCUCCUCUGUUCAAGUUCAUGCUGAGAAUGGAAGUCCCAGAACACAGAGCCUAUCAGGAACAAAACGACCGUUGACCCCCUCUGUACGAGAUCCAACACGGAUAACUGUCGAUCCUGUCAAAGAGAGAUUAUCUCGGACGGGCCCGCCAUCACCAUCUAUUUCAUCGCAUAGCAGCGAGCCACCACUUCGUGAUGACCUACUGAGAGAUCUUAUCCAUUCCUACGAUACCCAUCUCGUCACCACUGCUUCAGUACCCGUCCGCCACAGCCUUAAACGUCCACAUGAUGGGGCGCUCACAGACACCGAACCCCUAGCAAAAAGAGACAGGCUUAUCGAAGAAUUAGAACAGAUGGCACCCACUGGCAGUAAAGCAGCCAUUGAAUCCUUACCUACCAGACAAAAAGAGAUCAAUGAGCACGGCGAUCCGGCAGCUUUCACUCGUGCUGAGACCACAAUACCGACUAUAGAAGGGCAUACCAGAGUCGUUCUACCGAUUAGGUCGUCCACGAAAAGACAGACCAGUCGGCAACAACGCAGACAAACAACCGCACUGCCUGAACAGCAUGAGCAUGCGGAAACAAAAUCAGAGCAAGGCACCUGAGAAAGCCGCCUGCUUGAUGAUUCUCUGCAGUGACCAACAGCAUUGAUGUAACUUCUGGUUGAUGAUCUUGUGUUUCUUUUUUUCCUCUGCUCAUGCAAGUUCAACUUGGCCUAGGCCUUACGAACCAAACAAACAGUCAACAAGGCGUCCUGACAAGACAUUUCUCAUUGCGUACACCUGAGAUCAUGGUACCAAGAGGGCUCUGAUGUUCCGUCAAUUUAUCAAAUUGCUCCUUGUUGUUA